Molecule: messenger RNA, 549 nt
Organism: Manihot esculenta (cassava)
Lineage: Eukaryota; Viridiplantae; Streptophyta; Magnoliopsida; Malpighiales; Euphorbiaceae
Exons: 1
Coding region: 1-549 (182 amino acids)
Source: RefSeq, a predicted model, not a curated record
AUGGAAAUCCAAAACAAGGAGUUCCUCCAAUGGCCGAAACCAAUGAGGGCCGAGGCGAGCCAGCGAGAUCCUGACAAAUACUGCCAGUAUCAUCGUACACACGGCCACGACACCAACAAUUGCUAUCAGCUGAUCAGCGAAAUUGAGAGGUUGAUAAAGAGGGGACACCUCAGGAAUUUCAUGAAAAAACCAAAGGGAGAAAGGCCUCAGCCGAACCCUAUAGCAGAGAGACCCCGGAGGACGGGAGCGGGACCGGUGAAUGAUGGUUCCAGCGGAACCAUCAACAUGAUUGUGGGGGGAACUGGAAGUCGGAUGAGCCGAAGAGGAAAAAAGAUAGGCCGAGACGGGGAGGGUAGCAGUGCCGAGGUCAUACAGGUAGUUGAGCAUUCUCCAAUGACCAUCUCCUUCUCUCCGGAGGAUGCCCAGGGCGUUCAGAUGCCUCACGAUGACGCCCUUGUUAUCAAGGUCGUCAUCCACAACUACCGAGUUAAGAAGGUUCUCGUCGACAAUGGAAGCAAGGUGAACUUGUUGCCGUACAGGGUCUUCUAA